Folsomia candida is the source of this 760-nucleotide messenger RNA. RefSeq lists its product as uncharacterized. The transcript is spliced from 3 exons. The record is from RefSeq and is a predicted model, not a curated record. Bases 71 to 517 code for a protein of 148 amino acids. Gene Ontology annotation, molecular function: serine-type endopeptidase inhibitor activity; protein binding. NCBI's taxonomy places the organism in Eukaryota, Metazoa, Arthropoda, Collembola, Entomobryomorpha, Isotomidae.
UUUGUCACUUCACUACGCAAAAUGUUUGCAAGAUAGUUGUAUUGCUUAAAAUUCACUUACCUCCAUUAAAAUGAGAAAGAUAAUAUUUUCACGAAUUCUGUAUUUCUCACUGGCCGUUAUUGCACUCGAACCCCAUGUCCCUACGUCGCAUGGUUUCGAACUAACCUGGGCUAACUUGAAGAAUAUAUUUUUGAAAUCCCGUGAUAAUGUGGAUCCAACAACCACGAUCAGGUAUACGACACACAUCUUACCGACACCAACACCAUCGAUCUAUAGAACUGUUCCGACCCUUGUAACGACUCCAUCUCCAGCGAAAAGUUCAAAAUCGAGGACUUGUGCAUGCGGCGAUGAAACGGCGUCGGUGUGUGCCUCGAAUGGAAUCACGUAUCAAAAUCGUUGCAAAUUCGAUUGUGCAAAAACUCGUGUUUCGCGUGUCCGUAUCGUGGGAGACGGGCCUUGUGGAAGCUCAAUGAAUCGAAACGACUACUGGGGGUCGGGAAAAAGCCGUGGAUAUUAAAGCAUUCGACAUGAUUAGGUAUGAUUUUCAUCCCACUAGGAAUUUCCUAUUAUGAAAUAAAGUGUAAUGUACAUAAAUAAAUUUCGCAACAUUUGUUUAAUUGAUUUGAAGUGCUGAACUGUUUUGGAUGUGAAAUUGUGCAUGUUGCUAAAUCAUUUUAACUAUGGAAAUGUGUGAGUUUAAUCGUGACCUAAAAUUAAUAGUAAUUAAUAAUUAGACGUAAAUAAAUCAUUUUAAAACCUA